AGAAUUUCCAAGUUUAGGUGCUCGUUAUUCAGCGGCUAAAGCAGCUGGUUUCCACGCCGUCGAAUCCUACCCUUAUGCAGUGUCUGUGGAGGAGCUCGUUGCCGUGAAACAAGAAGAAAAGCUGGAGCAAGUGUUGAUAAACUCACCUAUGGGCACAAUCCCAUCACAUGACCCAUCGCAGAGAGACGACCUGCUCCGGGAAAUGCAAGAAGUUUAUGUAAGAAAUAUGAAAUAUGCUGCAGAUAGACUCCAAAAAGAGGGAAUCCUUGUACUCAUUGAGGCAAUUAAUACUAAAGUUAGCAUUCCUGGAUAUUUCUUGGAUAAUCCAUAUAAAGCUAUUGAUAUUAUAAAAAAGAUUAAUCAUGACAAUUUGAAACUAAUGCUGGACUUAUUCCAUGCUCAGAUAAUGGUGGGAAAUCUGACAUAUUUAAUAAAAACAUUUCUUCCAUAUAUUGGACAUGUACAGGUAGCACAAGUUCCAAAUCGUGGUGAACCGGACAGUCCUGGUGAAAUUAACUAUACGUAUAUAUUUAAGUUAUUGGAAGAUGUGGGCUAUGAUGGCUAUAUUGGAUGUGAAUAUACACCUACUACAGGUAUGUUUGUUGGGUUGUCAGUUGAUGUGGGCUAUGAUGGCUAUAUUGGAUGUGAAUAUACACCUACUACAGGUAUGUUGGGUUGUCAGUUGAUGUGGGUUAUGAUCGCUAUAUUGGAUGUGAAUCUUACACCUACUACAG
Molecule: messenger RNA, 734 nt
Organism: Saccoglossus kowalevskii
Lineage: Eukaryota; Metazoa; Hemichordata; Enteropneusta; Harrimaniidae
Product: putative hydroxypyruvate isomerase
Biological process (GO): glyoxylate metabolic process
Molecular function (GO): hydroxypyruvate isomerase activity
Source: RefSeq, a predicted model, not a curated record